This is a messenger RNA of Equus quagga, 1828 nucleotides long. RefSeq names its product katanin catalytic subunit A1 (gene KATNA1). Gene Ontology annotation, biological process: microtubule severing. The coding region runs from base 281 to 1756 and encodes 491 amino acids. The record is from RefSeq and is a predicted model, not a curated record. Gene Ontology annotation, cellular component: microtubule cytoskeleton. NCBI's taxonomy places the organism in Eukaryota, Metazoa, Chordata, Mammalia, Perissodactyla, Equidae. The transcript is spliced from 11 exons. Gene Ontology annotation, molecular function: ATP hydrolysis activity; microtubule binding; ATP binding.
CCCAGGGGGCCGCCCCGCGUGCGCCGGAGUCGCGGAGGCCACCCCCGGCACCGGAAGUGACCCUGGCGGGCUUGGCUUCAAAUUCUCGGCGAGCUGAAGCAGCGCCGGGGGCUGGUGGCGGUUGGAGCCGGCAGCGCGGGGGCCGUGGGCACGGAGCGGGGUGCUGGGGGCCGGGCAAGGCCCUCCUCCCUCGCUGCCCGGGGCCCCGCUCGGCCCUUCCCCUCCGCGGGCGGUGGGCGGCCUCCCCAGGAGCCUCGGCCGCCGCAGCUUAUGCUUGAGCAUGAGUCUUCUUAUGAUUAGUGAGAAUGUAAAAUUGGCUCGUGAAUAUGCAUUGCUGGGAAACUACGACUCCGCAAUGGUCUAUUAUCAGGGAGUUCUUGACCAAAUGAACAAGUAUCUGUAUUCAGUUAAAGAUACGUACCUCCAGCAGAAAUGGCAACAGGUUUGGCAGGAAAUAAAUGUGGAAGCUAAACAUGUUAAGGAUAUCAUGAAGACACUAGAGAGCUUUAAACUAGACAGCACUCCACUGAAGGCUGCACAGCAUGAGCUGCCAGCUUCCGAGGGGGAAGUCUGGUCCUUGCCGGUACCUGCGGAACGAAGACCCUCGCCAGGACCUAGAAAGCGCCAGUCUCCUCAGUAUAGUGACCCAAAACCACACGGGAACCGUCCAGGUACGACAGUCAGAGUUCACCGUCCGUCUGCACACAAUCUUCACAACGACAGAGGGAAAGCUGUUCGUCAUCGGGAAAAGAAAGAACAGAAUAAAGGAAGAGAGGAAAAGAACAAAUCACCCGCUGCGGUUACAGAAGCAGAGACAAAUAAGUUUGAUAGCACUGGAUAUGACAAGGACUUAGUAGAAGCUUUGGAAAGGGAUAUAAUUUCUCAGAAUCCCAAUGUUCGAUGGGAUGAUAUUGCUGAUUUAGUAGAAGCUAAAAAGUUGCUUAAGGAAGCUGUGGUGUUACCAAUGUGGAUGCCAGAAUUCUUUAAGGGAAUUAGGAGACCAUGGAAAGGAGUGUUGAUGGUUGGCCCGCCUGGCACGGGGAAGACCCUCCUUGCUAAAGCAGUAGCUACGGAAUGCAAGACAACGUUCUUCAACGUCUCUUCCUCUACCCUGACCUCCAAAUACAGAGGGGAGUCGGAGAAGCUUGUUCGUCUGCUCUUUGAAAUGGCUCGGUUUUAUUCUCCAGCCACCAUCUUUAUUGAUGAGAUAGAUUCCAUUUGCAGUCGCAGAGGGACGUCUGAGGAGCACGAGGCAAGCAGAAGGGUGAAGGCUGAGCUGCUGGUUCAGAUGGAUGGUGUUGGAGGUGCUUCUGAAAAUGACGACCCUUCCAAAAUGGUGAUGGUUCUGGCAGCUACUAAUUUUCCCUGGGAUAUCGAUGAGGCCUUAAGACGACGUCUUGAGAAAAGAAUCUAUAUUCCAUUACCGUCAGCAAAGGGCAGGGAAGAGCUCUUACGAAUAAGUCUGCGUGAGCUGGAACUGGCUGAUGAUGUUGACCUUGCAAGUAUAGCAGAAAACAUGGAAGGUUAUUCAGGUGCGGACAUUACCAAUGUGUGCAGGGAUGCAUCCUUGAUGGCAAUGAGAAGGCGUAUUGAAGGUUUGACCCCAGAAGAAAUCCGAAAUCUUUCAAGAGAAGAAAUGCACAUGCCUACAACUAUGGAGGAUUUUGAAAUGGCUUUAAAAAAGGUUUCUAAGUCAGUAUCUGCUGCAGACAUUGAAAGAUAUGAGAAAUGGAUAUUUGAGUUUGGAUCAUGCUAAAUUCUCACAUGUAAACGGUGAGAAACCUGCCUUAAGCAUCUGAAUAAUAAUUAAAUGUAGUAUUCCAUUGCA